Fusarium oxysporum Fo47 is the source of this 1545-nucleotide messenger RNA. RefSeq names its product amino acid/polyamine transporter I. Gene Ontology annotation, cellular component: membrane. The transcript is spliced from 10 exons. The record is from RefSeq and is a predicted model, not a curated record. Gene Ontology annotation, biological process: transmembrane transport. Gene Ontology annotation, molecular function: transmembrane transporter activity. NCBI's taxonomy places the organism in Eukaryota, Fungi, Ascomycota, Sordariomycetes, Hypocreales, Nectriaceae. Bases 1 to 1494 code for a protein of 497 amino acids.
AUGACUUCUUCAACGCAGGAGGGCGCAUUGCAGCAGCGUCUCUCGACUUUGACAAUGGUUGCUAUGGCCUUUGCCAUUCUCAACACAUGGAUCGCACUCGCCGGUACCAUGGCUUACAUUCUCCCGUCUGGGGGUUCGGUUUCGUUUAUCUAUGGAUUCAUAGUCUGCGUUCUUUGUAACUUGGCUCUUGCUGCUAGCCUUGGAGAAAUGGCUGCACUUUGGCCAACUGCAGGUGGACAGUAUCACUUCAUGUACGCCAUUUGUACACCGCGAUGGAAACGACCUAUGAGUUUCUUCAUUGGAUGGACCAACAUUGCUGGUUGGUUGACUGUCGUCACAACCCAAGCCUUCUUUGCUGCUCAGCUAGUAUCCGCCGCAGCCGUCGUCGCUUCGAAUAACGCAUACGAGGCAACUCAAUGGAAGACACAUCUCUUCUUCCUUGCCAUUCUUACCUUCGGAACGGUCGGCAACGUCUGGGGAAACAAGAUCCUUGGCCGUUGGAAUGACAUGGCUCUAUAUUGGUCUGUGCUCUCGGUCGUUAUUAUGAGCAUCAUCCUCCUUUCCAUGUCUCCCAAGACAGAUGCUCGUCAAGUCUUUACAGAGUUUAGAAACGAGACUGGUUGGUCAGAUGGUGUCGCUUGGAUCCUUGGCUUACUUCAAUCUGCCUUGUCCCUCAUCGGCUUUGACGUUGUCUUGCAUCUAACUGAAGAGAUGCCCAACCCUUCGAGGGAUGCACCUCGAGCUAUGAUGCUAGCUAUAGUCAUUGGCGACCCAGCAACAAUCCUCGCCUCCAACACAGGCAUGCCCAUCGUUGAACUCUUCCUCCAAAGCACAAAGAGUCGCGCCGCAGCAACCAUCUUGGCCCUGAUGCUAAGCGUCUGUUUCAUCAACGGCACAUCAGCCAGCAUCACCAGUGCCAGUCGUCUUCUCUACGCCAUGGCUAGAGACAAGGGUAUCAUCUGCCAUAACUACUUUGCGCACAUUGAACCGAAGCUCGAUGUCCCCGUCCGCACAAUUACCUUGUGUUUCAUUUUCAACGUCCUCUUUGGGCUCUUGUAUCUUGGUCCUGCUGUGGCUUUCAGUGCUUACAUUGCUUCGUGCACUAUCUUCCUCAACGUCUCUUAUGCCGGACCUGUCGUUGCGUUAUUGGUCAGAGGCAGAGGUAUUCUCAAGGAGUACCAGACAAGGAAGACGCCAGCCAGGAUGGGCUUGAGGACUGGUGCUGUUGUCAAUGCCAUUGCGAGUGUCUUUGUCAUCGUCAUCACCAUCUUUUUCUGUUUUCCGACUGCCCUUCCUGUAUCAGCUAACACCAUGAACUACGUUUCCGCUGUCGUUGGCGUUUUCUACUUACUUCUUGCUUUAUACUGGAUGGUCUAUGGUAAGACCUUCGAAGGCCCUAACUUCGAGGCCAUCAUUGGGCAACCUUUGCAGAUAAAAGGGGAGCAUGAGCCGGAAGCAGUGCAUGAGAAAUCUUCAACUUCAACAAAGGCCUGACUCUUAAUACGAUAUUUAUUGCGACUCAGAGGACAGUUAUUUUAAUAAGAC